Gilbertella persicaria is the source of this 694-nucleotide messenger RNA. Its product is annotated as homeobox domain-containing protein. Gene Ontology annotation, biological process: regulation of transcription by RNA polymerase II; cell differentiation. The transcript is spliced from 3 exons. Gene Ontology annotation, molecular function: DNA-binding transcription factor activity, RNA polymerase II-specific; RNA polymerase II cis-regulatory region sequence-specific DNA binding. The record is from RefSeq and is a predicted model, not a curated record. Lineage: Eukaryota; Fungi; Mucoromycota; Mucoromycetes; Mucorales; Choanephoraceae. Bases 51 to 617 code for a protein of 188 amino acids.
CUUUUUUUUUCUCUCUCUCACUUUUUCUUUUUUUUUAUAUUUAUUUAACUAUGUCAAAUCAUCAAAGAAGAAAUAAAAGACUUCAAAUCAAAUCGCAUGAAGCCAACAACAAACCAAAAAGAAAGAGAAUAACACCUUAUCAAUUAAGCAUACUCUCAGACUUGUUUAAAAGCACAGACACACCUAAUUAUGAAUUAAGAGAAAAUAUAGCAGAAAGGCUAAGUAUGACAAAUCGUGAAGUACAGAUUUGGUUCCAAAAUCGUCGUGCUAAAGUAAAUCGAAGCCGCAUACAAGAACAAAAGAAGCUUGAUCCUUUCAUUUAUCCCUCACACUGGACAACAACAGAACAACCACAACAAUAUUACUCAUAUCCUUCACAAACAAGCCAUGAUGAAAUAGCAUUACCAAGCCCAAUUUACAAUGAUUAUUCAGGAAAUGAUAGCCAAUCAAGCAUUACAUCUUCUUCUGAUAUUUCAACGCCUACAAUGGCUCAAUAUCCGCAUUUAUCACCUCAUAUGAAUUCAAUUGAAAUUCUUGCUCUUGCUGCGGAAUAUGUACAGAGAUGUGAUGAAGAAAAAAGACUCACUGAUGAAAGAAGAAAAUAUUUGACACAUUGAAAUUAGUUUGCUUUGUACAUAAUAAUAAUGUUGUGAAUAAUUAAAAAAGUAUAUUGGAUCUUUGCCUUUGCGAAUGC